This is a messenger RNA of Malus domestica (apple), 2064 nucleotides long. Its product is annotated as BTB/POZ domain-containing protein At3g22104. The record is from RefSeq and is a predicted model, not a curated record. Lineage: Eukaryota; Viridiplantae; Streptophyta; Magnoliopsida; Rosales; Rosaceae. Gene Ontology annotation, molecular function: protein binding.
AUACUGAUAGUAACACACACUUCAACUGCUCUCUCUUCUCUAAAAAUCCCAGUUGAGAACCACCACAUUUUUUUGGUCACUAAAGUCCCUAACUCUUUCCCUUUGUCUUCUUCCCCAUUGAGAAUAUGGAUUUGUGUCCCCUUCGUCCUCGUCCUCCUCCCUCCUCCCUCCUCCCCAUUUGGCCUCCUCACCUCUCUGUCUCUGUCUCUGCUGCACCAUUAAAAAGAUUACUUCUUUUGCCCUUCUGAUUGCAAGUCCCAAAAAAUAACUCUUGAUUUGAAGUGGGUUUUUGUUUUUAACCUUUUUAUUCAGUUUGUUAUGGAAGUUCAUUGUGAUCUUGAAGUUGAUGUCAAUGGGGAAGAGUCUUUCAUGGUGGACAAGAGAAUUCUUGCCUCCUACUCUGGCAAAUUGAGCAAAUUACUUGGAAAAUCAAAAGCCUCCUCAAGAAAUCUUAAAGUGGUAUUCCAUGACUUUCCGGGAGGAGCGGAGAGUUUCAAGCUGAUUUCAAGGUUUUGUUACAACAAUGGCAGCAUUUACAUAACUCCUUCCAACAUUUCCCUCCUUUACUGCGCUGCGCAGUUCAUGGAAAUGAACAAUUCUGUCGCCAGAAAACAUAAUUUGUUAGAAAAAGCGGAGAAAUCAUUUCAAGAUAUCAGGUAUUGGUCAUGGUCUGAGCUUUUGACGGCUUUGAAGCAGUGCCAGGAUUUGCUUCCGGUUGCGAAUUCUUUGAGUCUAGUUGAGAAAUGCUUGGAUACCCUCAUUGCGAGAUUGCAUUUGACAAGCGAAGCAAGUCCUUGUCCUUCGACUUCAUCCCCCGAUAGCUCCGGUAUUCGGUUUUCAUGUGAUACUAGAAGCACUGAGAGUUUGAAAACUAGCUUCUCUCGCACACCCUGGUGGUUCGAGGAUCUUCUAGUUUUAGGUCCAAAUUUGGUUGAAAUGCUUGUCAAGGCCAUGGUUUCGCGAAAACUCGAUCAUGUUAUCAUUAGUAGGUUCCUCUUUUAUUACCAGAAAUCGAAGUUUUACACGGUCAAAUCCGAUACCAAGCGCACCAUUGCUGAAACGGUCAUUGAGAUGCUGUAUAUGCUUGAUCAGAGCUGUGUUUCAUGCAAGAGCUUAUUCGGGAUUCUUCGAGUUUCGCUGAAUUUUAACUUAAACAGAAGUAUCAGGAAUAAGUUGGAGAAUAUGAUUGGUUCACAGCUAGAUCAAGCAACAUUGGACAAUUUGCUUGUUCCAUCCCCACAAGGAAUCAAUUACUUGUAUGAUGUCAAUCUUGUUCUAAGGUUUUUGAAAUCAUUUCUGCGUGAUGGAGGAACCUGUCAAGCCUCUCCAAUCCGAUUAAGGAAAGUUUCUGGCUUGAUUGAUUUGUAUAUAGCAGAAGUAGCGCCAGAUCCUUGUUUGAAGCCUUCAAAGUUUCUGGCUUUAGCUAUAGCCCUGCCAGAUUCGGCAAGAGACUCCUAUGAUGAGCUCUACCAUGCCAUAGACAUGUAUCUACAGGUGCACGCAGGAUUGUCCGAAGACAAAAAGAUGAAAAUAUGUUGUGUACUGAACUAUGAGAAGCUCUCGGCAGAGACUUGCAUACACCUUUCAAAGAACACAAAAUUUCCAUCAAAAUCUGCAGUCCAAGCUCUUGUCUCUCAGCAAUCCAAGCUCAAAAAGUUACUCCAAACACCCAACAACUUUAAUUCCCAUGCCACCUCCCCUUAUAGCGCCACUACUGAGGCAAAAAAUUGGGGAUUAAGGAAAGAUGAUGCCAACGAACAACAUGUGCUUUAUGCCGGAAAACUCGGUCUCUCAACUGACAACGAGAAGCUCAGAGCACAUGUGCAAGGCAUGCAAUGCAGGGUCAUGGAAUUGGAGAAAGUUUGCAAGAAAAUGCAAUCUCAAAUGGCAAAGUUUACAAAAUCGAAAGCAUCAAGCCACAGCCAUACAAGAUCUUUGCCCAAACUUUGUUCAUGAUACAAGUUUUGCAUUUCAUUCCAUUAGUUUUAAGCAUUAUCUUAUAUUUGUACAGCUCAAGGAAAUUGUUUGUUUUUAUUGGAUAUAAGUCAACAAUUUGUGAUAUAA